Messenger RNA from Aphis gossypii (cotton aphid), 1042 nucleotides. RefSeq lists its product as uncharacterized. The transcript has 5 exons. NCBI's taxonomy places the organism in Eukaryota, Metazoa, Arthropoda, Insecta, Hemiptera, Aphididae. The record is from RefSeq and is a predicted model, not a curated record. The coding region runs from base 38 to 1042 and encodes 334 amino acids.
ACUCGUUUAUCUUUAAAUUCUAAAAUAUUAUGUAAUUAUGUUCAUUAUAUUAUAUAGAAUUAUAAAUACAAAUCAGCUAUUAGAAACACCAGAACCAAUGAACUUAGGUAUAUCUAAUACGUCUGGUUUGACAGACCAACCUAUUAAUGUUGACUGCAUAACACAAUCGCAGUUGCAAACUUGUGGCUUUUCGCUUGUUAGUACGCCAUGUAAGGAUAUAAUUACUGAUGUAAAUAGUUCUGAAGUGGAAUUGUUUGGUAUAUCAGACCCCAAUGUUUCUGCUAUUACUGACACAGCUUUACCUAUUGAGUAUGAAGAUUCAAAAGAAGACGAUACCAUUAUUACAAAGUCACUCGAAGGUCGUAGGAUUGUUGAUAUACAACAUUUAUUCGCACAAAUUCAACAGAGUAAACAUGACAAAUUCGACUGUUCAUUCAUUGACAUGGAAUUUCAGAACGAAAUUCGUAAAGGAUUCAAUUCAGUAUUUAAAUUUAAGUGCAAAAUUUGUGGUAUAAAAUCUUCAUUUUAUUCAGAAAAUAUUAAUGAAUCUAAGUACUUAGGAAUUAACCUUGCAGUUAUUAAUGGUACUUUGGCUGUCGGAAUAGGUCAAUCUCAACUUAGCGAAUUUUGUGCCUCAGUAGAAAUUCCCUCAUUAUCGUCAACAUCAUACUUAAAUAAUUUAUCUACUGUGAGCGAUGCUGUUAAGAGGACGUCUCACCCUACUGAAGGUACUGUGAGAGAAAUCGAUCAGGAUACUUCUAAUGCUGACUUUAGUUCUCCAAUACAAAAUUCAGUAACUGAUGAGAAUAUCCUGACCGAUAUACCGGUAUUAAAUGAAAUAUCUGCGAUUGAAACUUCAGAUGGCCUGCCAAAUUGUAGUGUUGAGAAUUGUAAUAGUUAUAUUGAAAUUAAUACAUUAAAUUUAACUCCAGAACUUAAAAGUCCACUCGCUCAAUCGAGUUUUAUUGAAAUAUCAGAGAGUUCAAUUAUAAACUCCAUUCAAACUUCUAACGCAACGUUCAAUGAGCAAACUUCAAGGUAA